AUGGGGGUCACGCUCGGCACCGGCUCCUUCGGCCGCGUGCGCUUCGCCACGCAUAAAGCGACCAACUCGUACUGGGCCAUCAAGAUCCUCAAGAAGGCCGAGAUCAUCCGGCUGCAGCAGGUCGAGCACAUGCUGUCGGAAAAGUCCAUCCUGCUGUGCUUGGACCACCCGUUCAUCGUCAACCUCGCAGGCACGUACCAGGACACCAAGUACCUGUACAUGGUGCUCGAGUACGUGAUCGGAGGCGAGUUCUUCACGCACCUGCGGAAGGCCGGGCGCUUUGACAACAACACGGCAAAAUUCUACGCAGCUCAGGUCGUGUCCAUCUUCGACUACAUGCACAGUCAGGACUUCAUCUACCGCGACUUGAAGCCGGAGAACCUCUUGCUGGAUAACGAGGGCUACAUCAAGAUCACGGACUUCGGCUUCGCCAAGCGCGUGGCGUUCAAGACGUACACGCUCUGUGGCACGCCCGAAUACAUCGCGCCGGAGGUCUUACUGAACAAGGGUCACGGCAAGGGCGUGGACUGGUGGACGCUCGGCAUCUUGCUCUACGAAAUGCUCGCAGGGCAGCCGCCCUUCUGCGACGACGACCCCAUGGGCAUCUACCAGCAGAUUCUCUCAGGCAAGCUCAACUUCCCGCGUUUCUUCGACCGCAACGCCAAGGGACUUAUCAAGCGAAUGCUUACGGCCGACCUUACCAAGCGAUACGGUUGCCUCAAGAACGGUGUAGAGGAUAUCAAGAAGCACAAGUUCUUCGCCGGCGUCAACUGGGAGGACCUCUUAGCGCGCAAGGGUGCAGCACCAAUUAUCCCACGUGUCGGGACGGCCAACGACACGUCCAAUUUCGACCCGUACCCUGACUCGAUGGAGGAUGCUAUCGUCCCCGUUUACAACGGCAAGGAUCCCUUCGCCGAGUUUUAG
This is a messenger RNA of Phytophthora sojae, 924 nucleotides long. RefSeq lists its product as hypothetical. Gene Ontology annotation, molecular function: cAMP-dependent protein kinase activity; ATP binding. NCBI's taxonomy places the organism in Eukaryota, Oomycota, Peronosporomycetes, Peronosporales, Peronosporaceae. The record is from RefSeq and is a predicted model, not a curated record. Gene Ontology annotation, cellular component: cAMP-dependent protein kinase complex. Gene Ontology annotation, biological process: signal transduction; peptidyl-serine phosphorylation. Bases 1 to 924 code for a protein of 307 amino acids. The transcript is spliced from 2 exons.